Messenger RNA from Neospora caninum, 672 nucleotides. RefSeq lists its product as hypothetical. The record is from RefSeq and is a predicted model, not a curated record. The transcript has 3 exons. Lineage: Eukaryota; Apicomplexa; Conoidasida; Eucoccidiorida; Sarcocystidae. The annotation marks the transcript as partial.
UCUCUGGACGCCUGGUAUCCGCCUGCACGGCGCGUCUCGACGAAACCGUGUCGGGCGAGGCCCGGGGACCCCACAUGGCUAGGGGCGGAGUCUCCGCAGCUUCUCGCGUCGCGCCCCCCGAAAAGAGCAGAAAACGAGAAGACAGGAGACGAGACAGGAGGGACGCAGCUGACGAAAGCGAAGAAAUCGAAGAAGGCGAAGAGUACGACGCAGAUGCGGAAGAAGAGGAAGACCGGCGUACGGGCGGAAGGAACGAGGAGCUUGGCUCUUUCUCGCAGAGAAAGGAGGAACACACGGAGCGUGCAACGAGGAAGAAGAGGGAGGAUGAGAAGAAGGAUGAGAAGAAGCAGGGUGAGGAGAAGAAGGAUGAGGAGAAGAAGGAGGAUGAGAAGAAGAAGGAUGAGGAGAAGGAGGAUGAGAAGAAGGAUGAGAAGAAGGAUGAGAAGAAGCAGGGUGAGGAGAAGAAGGAUGAGGAGAAGAAGGAGGAUGAGAAGAAGAAGGAUGAGAAGAAGGAGGAUGAGAAGAAGAAGGAUGAGAAGAAGGAGGAUGAGAAGAAGCAGGGUGAGGAGAAGAAGGAUCAGGAGAAGAAGGAGGAUGAGGAGAAGAAGGAUGAGGAGAAGAAGGAUGAGAAGAAGAAGAAGAAGAAGAAGGCAACGAGAUAAAGGGCUGUGA